Molecule: messenger RNA, 702 nt
Organism: Musa acuminata AAA Group (dessert banana)
Lineage: Eukaryota; Viridiplantae; Streptophyta; Magnoliopsida; Zingiberales; Musaceae
Exons: 1
Coding region: 1-702 (233 amino acids)
Source: RefSeq, a predicted model, not a curated record
AUGCCACCAAGAAGGAGAAUCGACCGACCCGAUGCGACACUCCCAAGGCCCCCACUCCCAGCUUUGAAUUCCUCCAAGACCGAGAUAUUCUUGCAGAUCAGGGAGAGAGGACUCUUGAAGGCCCCAAACCUGAUGAAGGCACCGCGCGAGCUCACAGACCAUUCAAAGUACUGCCAGUUUCAUUACGAUUAUGGACAUAACACCGAGGAAUGUUGCGACCUCAAGAAUCAAACUGAAGAACUCAUACGCCGGGGGCAUCUAGGACACUACAUUAGGAGGCCAUGCAAAAGGUCUCCUUAUCCCUCCAGGCCAGUCGAGAAGCAAACUGACAUGAUCAGUGGCAGUCCGACGGCAGGAGGAGAUAACAUGGUGGGACGAAAGGCUUAUGCCCAAGCAGCCAUAGAGAAGAGCUUGAGGCAACCCCAAGUGCCCGAGAUCACCUUCUCGACAAGAGAGACCGAAUACCCGGAGCAUGACGAUGCGCUAGUCAUCUUGGCCAGGAUCGCCAAUGCUCGGGUUAAAAGGAUUAUGGUGGACACCGGGAGCUCCGCCAAUAUCCUAUACUUUGGUGACUUCCAAAAACUCAGCCUAACCAAGGAAGACCUCGCCCCGAGUCAAUCGGCACUCACCAGAUUUACAGGGGAUUCCAUCUCGUCCCUCAGCACGACAGUCCUACCGGUCACCCUGGGCGAGGGCCCGUAG